Molecule: messenger RNA, 3551 nt
Organism: Schistosoma turkestanicum
Lineage: Eukaryota; Metazoa; Platyhelminthes; Trematoda; Strigeidida; Schistosomatidae
Source: the annotation of a GenBank genome assembly
AUGAACAAUACAAAGGCUGAUAAAUAUGAAAAUCGAAGAGAUAAAAAUAAUUUAUACCCAAUUGCAUUAUCUUGUAUCACAGGUCUUGUUCAUGCUUAUUCUCUACAGACCAAUGAGAAAUUUCAGCUGGAAGAUUUCACAGUAAUCUUGUUAGGAGGUUUUGGACUUUCUUCACCUAACGAACAUCAACUGCCAACAAUCCCUUCUCAUAUUAUUGCUGAUUACAUGAUUGAAAGUUUUAAAACAGCUCAAACUAAUGCCUUAUUAUCGUCUAUUUUAUUCAACUAUGCAAUUCCACGUUUAUGUGUUCCACUUUUGUUAAAUUCUUGUACAAAUUCUAAUGAUCACUCAGACAAUAGUACAAAGGAAACAAAACUUAACAUUGAUGAAUUAGUUAAUUGGCAAUCGUAUAUUUGUUUGUUGGAUAAAAUUUUCCAAACUAUUACUGAAGAAAAUUUAAUUAAUGCUUUGUAUUAUGACAAACAAACAGUUAAAACAUUGAACACUUUAAAAUUGAACACGUAUUCAAUGAUCAAUAAGUUACAAGAAUGUUUAUCUAAUUCAAUGAAUUUAUUGACACAUUCUUCGACGUCAAUAUUAUCCGAUGAGAAAUACAUAUACUUUACAAUAUGCCUUUGUCGUUUAUUUUAUUCAUUAAUAAAAUUUACAAAUGCUAAAGAUCUAUCUUUAUCUAUGCAUGAAAAUUCAAUCAUUUCAUCCGAUAACACUUUAUCAUUGUAUACAAGUUCUGUAGAUUCAAUUUUCAAUAUAAUCUGUGCAAUAAUUCAAUGGUUGGAUAAAAUUUCCUUAAUAAAUAAUAAUGAAUUGUUAAAUUAUGAAGUUUCAAAAUCGGUAAGUUUUACAUACUUGUCAAAAUUUAUCAAUGCAUUCAGUCUAGCUACUGAGCUUGCUAUUCCAUCAUUGUACUUAACUGUUUUACUGUGGUUAACGGUCAAUCAUUCUGACAUUGAUUCACCUUUAUUUUAUUGUGCCUUUAUUUCUACUCCUAUCUGUAGAGAUGAACUACUUUCAUUCAUUCCGAUUAUUUAUGAAUCAUGCGAUUUAUUUAUUGGCAAGUUGGAUCAAUUUCUUUUCGACUAUCUCAAAAAUUGUCAAAUGAAUCAAAUUACAUUGUAUGCAUCAAACAGUUUUACAAUGGAUAUUCUGAAAUAUUGUUCAUGUAAAAAUUUAAGCUUAUUGCAGAAAACCAUUGAUUUCAUUCUUGAAAAGUGUAAUAAUAAUCAUGAUAACAACAAUAAUGUUGUUAUACCAUUGGAUUCUGAAGAUGUUCACCAUGUCAAUUUUCAAUAUUGGGCUGAGAACUUCACUUCAUUAUUGUAUUUUGUCUGUGAAUCUUUGAUUAAAAAUUCUAUCAGUAAUAAUAAUAAUAAUAAUAAUAAAAUCAUCAAUUCAUCUUCCAUUCAUUCAUAUUUAUUUGAAUUAUGUCAAAAUGUAAAAUAUUUCAUCAGUAUUAUCAAUUGUUACACUACUAUCAAUUCCAUCAACAUUAAUCAUCGUCAAGUUGAAUUUAUAUCGAAUGAAAUCAAUAAAUUGAAUUUUAUCUUUCGAAUUAUCACAAGUCAAUGCAAUUCUUUUGAACAAACAAAACUUUUUCAUAUUUAUAAACAUUAUUUUGAUGAAGCGGAUCAUGAUUAUUUCAAGAAAUAUCCUCUAAGUUUGGGAUUGUUUACAAUUCUAUGUGGGAUUAUUGGUGGACUAAGACCUGAGUGUGUAAAUUCUGAAAAUCCAAUUCAGCUGUUAGUUUUCAUGAUGAACAAUAUUAAAAAGAUUCUUUGUGCAUCAUCUUCUGCUGUCAUCACAACCACCAACACCACUAACACUAAUACUAAUUCUCUAUCUGUUGUAUCUUAUUGUUCAACAACUGUCUUAUCAUCAAUCGUUCAAACCUAUGCUUCCGUACUGAAUAAAUCAAAUGAUACUUUUGCAUCAGACAUAACUGAACAUUUAUCUACAAGUUUAAACUAUUUCUGGUCAAUCAUAGAACAGAAUCAUUCGAUCGAUUGGCAUAAAUUGAUUUGUUUAUGGAUUAUAUGGUCAAUGCGUGGUCUAUUGUCUGCAUUCCAUAUUCAUACUCCUGCAAUGGCUAACAGUGACAGUCAUAAUGAUUAUUCUCAUCAUAAACAGUGGUGUGAUUAUCUUUUGCAAUCAAUUCUUCUUAAAUUCGACACAACUCAUACAGAUGCUAUUGACAAUGAUGAUGAUUGGAUUUGUACUUUUCAAAAAACAUUCCUAUCAUCAUCAUCAUCAUCACAUGAACGAAUUCUAUGUUCAAUCAAUUGUUUUAAACAAGCUGAUCAAAUACUUUUAGAUUCAAUGCUAAAUUCCAUUCAUUGUUGUUUACAUAGUUUUAAUCAUUGUCGUCUAACAGAUUCAUAUAUUCAAAAUGUGUUACAAUGUAUUUAUGAACCUAUUUAUAAUCAAAUUGAUUUUUUGAUCAAUAGAACUAAAUCUUUUAACUUAAUAGAUUUUGAAAAAAAUAUCUUAUUCAAAUGUUUUCGAAACUCAAUCAUUAGGCUUUAUCUGAAUAUGACUGUUCGAUUGCCGAACGAAUAUCUCACUGAUCAGUUAGUAAAUAAAAUUAUACCACUUGCUUUGUUUGCUAUCACCUCAUGUUCAGAUAUUCAUUGUCAAUUAGCUGGUUUAAAAUUGAUAUCAAUAAUUCUCAAUGAGAAUUUUAUAAAAAACUCUAAAUUAUACAAUAUUAUGUCAGAAAAUCAAAUUAGUGAUCUAUUGGAAAAAUUGCCAAAACUAAUUGAUUUUGUCAUUAAUGAUGAUGAGAUCAACACUAAUCUGUUAUUAAUUGAUCAAGAAAAUGAACAACAUUGGAUGAAAAUGUCAACAUAUCUCCGUUUGUUUAUUGCUCGUUGUUUAUGCCGAAUUGUAAAAUUAUUCCCGGAACCAUUGAUUAAUCGUUAUCGUGAUGUAACAAUUCUACCAUUGUUAGAUCAAUUAGUUGAUGAUCCCAAUCGAUAUGUACGCAUGGAAGCUGUACAAGCAAGAAAUUUAUGGUUGAUUUAAUUGGGAUUCAUUCAUCAUUGUAUAUAAAAAAAUCAUGAAUAUUCUUGGGAUAGCCAAUCGAGAAGCCACCCACACACACACACAUUGUGGAUUGAUGAACUUAUCGAUUAAAUGCUUAAAUAUUUCAAGGGCAGUCGAUUGAUGAACUAUUUGAUUAAUGUCCAAAAUAUUUUAAACGACAAUAUCGAUUAUAUAUAUGUAUAAUUGUAUAAAUACGCAUGUUUGAUUGUAUAAAUUUUUUGAUUCUGUUAAUAAGUGUUCUCCGACGUCUUCCGUCUUCUCUUAUUUUUUGAACGGUGGGAGUCUAACGUUCGUUGUUGUCAUUUGUACAGUGGUUUGGCGUUACUCAAGUUAGAGAACAUAAAAAAUAUGAAGUUGUAUGAUUAAUUGACCAUUUGGUAGUGACGUCAAUAAUGUAUAUAUAGAAAAGAAAUAUAUUUAUUCUUUUUCUCAUAUGUAUUUAAUUUUCUUCGUAUAUAAUAAAUAGUUUCAAAUGUUUGGCCUACAUUGUC